This is a messenger RNA of Eutrema salsugineum, 1482 nucleotides long. RefSeq lists its product as uncharacterized. The record is from RefSeq and is a predicted model, not a curated record. Gene Ontology annotation, cellular component: Golgi apparatus. The coding region runs from base 112 to 1155 and encodes 347 amino acids. NCBI's taxonomy places the organism in Eukaryota, Viridiplantae, Streptophyta, Magnoliopsida, Brassicales, Brassicaceae. The transcript is spliced from 10 exons. Gene Ontology annotation, molecular function: antiporter activity; GDP-fucose transmembrane transporter activity.
UUCAUUUCGGUGACGCGAGUUUCGCCGGAGGGUGAGGGAGAAUAAGGAGCCAGAGAGACGGCGAACGAGGAAGACGAAGGAGAGCGUGGAGAGAGUCUACCUCUCUCGACGAUGAAUUCUAUGAGGAAUCCUGUUCUUCCGGUUUCGGAUCCUCCUCUCGCCGGAGAGAAUGAUAGCGACGGUAAAGGUGUCGACGAUCGGCUUUUUAAAGGAUCCGCCAUGACCAAACGUGGAGCUUACGCUGCUCUUUCUUACAUGGCCUGUGCGGUUAUGCUUGUGUUGUUCAAUAAAGCAGCUCUCUCUUCCUAUGAGUUCCCGUGUGUGAACGUUAUCACACUAUUUCAGAUGGUUUCCUCUAGCUUAUUUCUAUAUGCGUUGAGACGCAGGAAGAUCAUCUCUUUCACAGCUGCUGAUUCUUUUUCCAAUUCUGAUAAUGCCUCAACUCUUGUUCCAUUGAAGACAUUGUUUCACACCCUUCCUCUAGCAAUUGCCUAUCUUUUGUACAUGCUAGCCUCUAUGGCAUCUGUGAGAGGGGUAAAUGUUCCCAUGUAUACCACGCUUAGGCGUACUACAGUGGGAUUUACUAUGGUGAUUGAGUACAUGCUCACAGGUCAGAGAUAUACGCGGUCUAUCAUUGGAAGUGUCGGCGUUAUCGUGCUUGGGGCAUUUUUCGCUGGAGCUAGGGACUUGUCAUUUGACUUUUAUGGAUAUGCUAUCGUUUUCGUAGCUAACAUAGCAACGGCAGUAUAUCUAGCAACCAUUGCUCGAACUGGGAAAUCAAGUGGCUUGAAUAGCUUUGGCCUUAUGUGGUGCAAUGGAAUUAUAUGCGGACCUAUAUUGAUGAUUUGGACAUUUAUUUGCGGUGACUUGGAGAAGACUUUUAACUUUCCUCACCUCUUAUCUCCCGGUUUCAUGGUUGUGUUACUCUGCUCGUGCGUGUUGGCUUUCUUAUUAAACUACAGCAUUUUCCUUAACACCACUCUCAACUCGGCUCUCACGCAGACAAUAUGUGGCAAUAUGAAGGAUCUAUUCACCGUUGGACUAGGCUGGAUGCUCUUUGGUGGACUCCCAUUCGACAUGAUGAAUGUCAUUGGACAGCUUCUUGGUUUCUUCGGCUCUGGUUUAUAUGCAUACUAUAAAAUCAUCGGGAGGUAACUACUCCAAAACAAACAAGGGGCAGUCACAAACGUGAGUGGGCUUUUGACAAUAAAGGGUCCAUGAGAAAGAAACUAAGGGAAGCCUUAGUUUUAGGAGAAGUUGUUGACCAGAGUAAUGUUCAAGUAGAUAUAGAGUAUUGAACUUUAAUUUUUUGCAGGAGAAUUAAUAAUGAGAGACCUUAUUUUUCCCUUCUGUUUUCAAGAAGGCUCAACAUAGUUGGAUUAUGGAGAAACUGAUUAUUUUUUUUGGGAUUUGUUUAGUUGUCAGAUUCUUUUUUCUUCCUUUUGUAUUUAAAAUGAUUAUAGAGAAGGAUGACUCAGUUUU